AUGGAUGGGUCUGAUGAUGAGCAGGUACCUAAGCAGCCAGAGUUUAAUGCUAAGAGUGACAUGAGAAAUGUUGUACUAAAGAAGGAGAUGAAGUUUCCUAAUGCAAAGGUGUUCAGAGUUGCUUUGAGGGAGUAUGCAAUUAAAAAACCUAUUGACAUCAAAUUCAAGUUUAAUGAGAGGACCAAGAUAUCAGUUCACUGUAAGAAUGAGUGUGGGUCGACAUGUUAUGCAUCUCAAAUAAGUGGAGAGCUAACUUUUCAGAUUAAGACCUUGACUGAUGACUAUACUUACCCUAAGUCUUUUAAAAAUAGUCAAGCAACAUCAGCUUAUGUUGCUAAGUGGUCAAAGAGAAAGGCAAAAGAUUUGAUCAAUGGAGAUGAGCAACUGCAAUAUGGAGUCCUUAGGGACUAUGCACAAAUGAUAAACAUUGAAGACAAGGGAAGUAGGGUUAUACUACAGACAAAAAUGACUGAUGAGACUUCCCAGCCAAAAUUUAAGAGGAUGUAUGUUAGGUUCAACGCUCAGAAGGUAGGAUUUUUAGGUGGAUGCAGGUCAUUUUUUGGUUUAGAUGGUUUUCACAUAAAGCACGUAUUUGGAGGGCAAAUCUUAUCUGCCACUGCCAAGGAUGCAAAUGACAACAUUUUUCCAAUAGUCAUGGCUGUUGUGGAACAAGAAAACAAGGAGUCUUGGAUAUGGUUUUUGGAAAUUUUUGCUGAUGAUAUAGGAAGGCCAAAGGAGUUUCAGUUGGUCUUCAUUUCUGAUAGCCAAAAAGUAUGCAAGUUUUGUUCAGUUAUACUUGAAUAG
This is a messenger RNA of Quercus robur (English oak), 804 nucleotides long. RefSeq lists its product as uncharacterized. The coding region runs from base 1 to 804 and encodes 267 amino acids. The transcript has 2 exons. The record is from RefSeq and is a predicted model, not a curated record. NCBI's taxonomy places the organism in Eukaryota, Viridiplantae, Streptophyta, Magnoliopsida, Fagales, Fagaceae.